AUGAAGCAGAGUAGAGAUGAAUCUGAAAGGCGAACAAAAUCUACUCGAAGCGAAACAAAUGUCCGCAUUUCUAUUAAGCAAAAUAGCCCAUUUGUGACGGAAUCAAUAAAUACAAAAAUAUAUCAAGACGCGCCAAACGAAAAUGACGUUUACAACAUAAUAAUUCAUCAUAAGCGAACACAUCAAAACGAAAUUGAACAAAUUGAUCAAGAGAAACCAGAAUUUAAUUUCCAAUCUACCAAAUCUGAGCAAAAUAAUACAAAUUUAACUUCAAAAUACAAAACUAAACACCAAAAACAAGACAAUUCUUUAACAACAAGCAAUUCGAAUUCCGAUGCACGUUUAAAAAUUCUUCCUACUGAUUUUCAAAAUUUAUUAGAUUCACUUGCCUCAAAUAUAUUAGAAACAUACGAUCCAGAUAUAAUCGAUGAUGCACGUACAACUUCAUAUUUUUUGAUAAAUAGUCAAACAAUAAAUAAAAAACCACAAAACUUUGAUUAUUGGGCUAAGAAAUGGAAAAAUUCUAUUAGUCCAGACUACAUACACAGCUUGUCUCAAAUGAAGAAAGUUUUCGGCGAUCAAAAACUUGCAAUUUUUGAUUUAUUAAACUCUUUAUCAUCAUCUAACUUACAUAUUGUCUCCACAAUCAAACCAAAUACAAUUAGAAAGACAAUUGUUCAUAUUAAAGAGCCAAUUCCUGACAUGAUUUUAGUUCAGGAAUUAAAGAAACUUCUUUUAGGCGAUGAAAGCAAAAUCUUACUAACAAAUGAUGAUGGCAAGAUUACAUGCGAAAAAUAUACAAUUCCUCAUCAAAAUUCCUCAUUAAAUUAUGUUUCAAGAAUAAUUAAGAUAGUUAACCAAAUCAGAACAUCAAACGAAUCAUUUACAGGUAGUAUCGGACGAAAUAUGCUCGAUGUCAUUGAAAAAGAGUUUAAACCAAUAGUUGAACAAAUUGAAAAUAUUGAUACAAACAAAACAUCAUUACUUUCAUUAGAAACACAACUUACAGGUACCAUAUUUGAGAAACUUCAAGCUCUUGCUAUCAUUUGCUAUGCAAUUUCUUCAAAAUUCCGUCCUUCUCUUUUAAAUACAAUUUCUUAUUGUCAAAAACACGGAAGUCCGCAAAUUCUAUCAUUUGGAUCACAAUUGAUAGAUGCAGGCAUUGAAAGUCUACUUGUUUACAUCAGAGAUUGGACAGUUUUCGGAGUUUUGAAAGAUCCAGAAAAUGAAUUUUUUGUAACUAAACAUUCCGGGAAAUUAAGUUCACAGGAUUGGUGGUCGAACAAAUAUACACGUGUCCAAGAGAAAAUUCCUGUUUUUCUCAACGAAAACAGCAUAAUUAGAAAGAUUUUAAAUGCCGGACGCGCAAGGAACUUUGUUAUCAAGUACAAAGAUAGUUGCAUGAAGUAUGUAGACAAUUUCGGGUCGACAGCACCAUUUGCCAUUAAUUUUACUUCACAAAAAUCAAAAGAAGAAAUUAAUAACGAAUGGGUUGGUCCUCCUUUUGAAUUAUCGAUGGUUCCUUUAUUCUAUAAAGAUGCUGUUAACUCAAUGCGUUACAUGACAUUAGAUAUUGUCUGGAUUCCAGGUCAUUUACGAACUCUUGUUGAUUUUAUUCUUUUUGGUCGCGGAGAUUUCGCAAAAGCUUUGUUCACAAACUUUGAUGAAGCAGAAGAUGGAGAUGCAGCUGCUUUAUUCGUCCACGCAAUGAAGGAUUCAACUCCAAUGGCAACAACUUACAUAAAUCCAAUUACAAGGGAGCCAUUGCAUGACAGAGUUGAUCUCAAAGAGAAAUGGACACAACAGCCAACAGUUGAUGAAGUUAAAUUGGUUUAUUUGACAAAUGCGCCAAUUGAUAUCUUCUUAACUCAAGAAGUAUUGCGUAGAUAUUACUCUGUGAGUGAUUUCAUCUGGAAACUUAAAGUUUCUGAGUUUAGAUUAGGCAACGAUUGGCAUAAUUCAAGAAAACUUGAAUUAUUAGAAUUAAUUGGAUUCGAACAUUCAACUUAUCGCUUGAUGAACGCAACAAGACAAUUUAUGCUUGCAACAGUAACAAGUUUAGUCGAAUAUUUAUGCACAGACAUAAUUAUGUGCAAUUUCACAAAAAUGACUACGAAAAUGAAAAGUUCAGAAGAUUUUGAUGAUAUGCUGAAGUUACAUACAGAUUAUCUUGAUUAUAUCUGCGAAAAUAGCUUCCAAACACAGAAACAUUUUAAUAUAUUGAAAAUUGUAAAUUCAAUUGUUGAAUAUGUUUCAAUUUUCCAUGAUUUAAUGGCUGAAAUAGAAGGAAGCUACCAAGCAGUUAUCAAAUACUCUCAAAAGAAGAAAAGAUGGACAAAGAAAGAUCAUCCUUUCAUACAGAAACAGCAAGAAUCAUUUGCUGAUAUCAGUAAUCGUCUUUCGAAGCUUUAUGAAGACUUUGUUGCUCUUUUAAGAAAGUUUUACAUCUUAAUUCAAGAUGAAAAAGUUCAAGAGAUGCAAUUCUUAGAAAUGAGAUUGAGAAGAAUCUGUAUCAAUAUCCUUUAA
Trichomonas vaginalis G3 is the source of this 2526-nucleotide messenger RNA. RefSeq names its product microtubule nucleation by interphase microtubule organizing center. Lineage: Eukaryota; Parabasalia; Trichomonadida; Trichomonadidae. Gene Ontology annotation, cellular component: gamma-tubulin small complex; equatorial microtubule organizing center; centrosome. The record is from RefSeq and is a predicted model, not a curated record. The transcript has a single exon. The coding region runs from base 1 to 2526 and encodes 841 amino acids. Gene Ontology annotation, molecular function: gamma-tubulin binding; microtubule minus-end binding. Gene Ontology annotation, biological process: spindle assembly; cytoplasmic microtubule organization; meiotic cell cycle.